AUGCCCCCUUCCGACCUCUCGGUGGCCGAAGAGAUGUACAGGGGCCUCGCAAGCCUGCUGCAUCUGCUGUGGCAAUGGAUCAAGGGCCCGGGCAUGCACAGGGCGACCGUCGCCGCCGCGGCCGUGAUGCGCCAGGUCAGGCGGAACCUGACGGCCAGGAGGCUGCUGAGCUUCCCGCACCUGCUGGCCUUGCUCUGGAUGCUGCUGCUGCUCUGGGGGGAGCGCUGGAUCUUUACGACGCAUGUCGGCGUCUGCGACUGGAAGAACUGGGAGAAGUGGCCCAAAGGUGCCACGCCCCAUCACCUCGUCCUCAUCGCCGACCCGCAGAUCCUCGACCCUCACACCAACCCCGACUGGCCCUCGCCGGUGCUGGCCACCGUCGUCGCCGUCACGGACCGAUACCUCAAGCAGGGCUACCACGCGCUGCUGCACCAGCUGCACCCGGACAGCCUCUUCUUCCUCGGCGACAUGCUCGAGGGCGGCCGCGAGUGGAAGACGAGGCAGGGCCACUUCGUCGACCCCAAAUGGGGGGCGCGCGGGCGCACCGCCAAGGAGCAGCGCUGGGUCAAGACGUGGCACCGCAAGUACGGCGACGACUUCUGGCUGCGCGAGUACCAGCGCUUCGGCGACAUCUUCUUCGCCCCCUGGAGCGACCCCGACCUCAAGCCGGGCCCCUGGCAGAGGGGCCGCAAGAUGGUCGCGAGCUUGCCCGGGAACCACGACAUCGGCUUCGGCGCCAUGGUCCAGGUGCCUGUUCGAGACCGCUUCCAGGCCUACUUUGGAGAGGGCAACCGGGUCGAUAUCGUGGGGAACCACACCAUUGUCUCGGUCGAUUCCGUGUCCCUGAGCGCGGGCACGUCUGCGCAGAGGGCCGAGCACGAUCUAUCGGCCAUCUAUGGCCCAGUUCACGAGUUCCUAGACGGCGUCCAAUCCACAAAGCGAAAGAUGGCGCAGAACGAGCUCAGCUUCUGGCACGGCAUUGAGCGCGGACCCAAGUUGAAGCACAACGUCGAGGACCUUGAUAAAGCGGACUUGACCCGGUGGCCGAGAGACCCAGGGCCGGGGGCCGCCGACUUUCCCACGCUUCUCCUCACCCACGUUCCUCUAUACCGCGAGCCUGCAACGCCCUGCGGCCCGCAGCGUGAGCACUGGCCGCAGAAGAAGGGAUCCAACGAGAAGGAUCCCGCCAAUGCGAUAUCGGUAGUGGCCGGAUACCAGUACCAGAACGUGCUCUCGGAAGAAGAUUCCGUCAGGCUCGUCAAGAGCGUCGGCAACGUGGUCCACGUCUUCUCGGGCGACGACCACGACUACUGCGAGCUCGUGCACUCCGACUCGAAAGAAAACGUGCGCGAGAUCACCGUCAAGACCAUGAGCAUGACGCAGGGAGUGCCGACGCCCGGCUUCCUCAUGGUCAGCCUCUGGAACCCAAUCGACAAGGACGGCAAGCCCCUGCCCGGCGCGCCCGAGCAGACGGUGCAGACGCAUCUUUGCCUGCUCCCGAACCAGCUCUCCAAGUACAUGAACUACAUCGCCUUCACCAUCUUCUCCCUCAUCGUCCUCGCCGUCAGGGCCUUCUUCGUCCCCGUCCUCCGCCUCACGCCGUUUGCGCUACCGCCCGAACGGGGGAGCGCCUCCUCCUCCCUCCCCAUCUACAAAGAUAAGAUCGAGCCACCCAUCACAUCCACGUACGGAGCGAGCAACGGCGGCAGCGGCGGCGGCAGCACGCGCUGGGCAGGUAAGAAGGGCAAGCACAGGCAUCGCUGGAGCACCGACGGGUCCAGGGGCCCGCGCAUCACCAUCAACGAGGACUACUACGACGGCGGCAAGGCGUGGAAGACGACGACGGGCCGCGGGGAUAGGUUCUCCUUCAAAGUCAUGGCCACGGAGAUGUGGACCACGACGUGGAGGGUGACGUGGAUCGCGGUGCUCAUCUGGAUUUACCUGAUACGGAAUGGCUAA
Molecule: messenger RNA, 1959 nt
Organism: Trichoderma citrinoviride
Lineage: Eukaryota; Fungi; Ascomycota; Sordariomycetes; Hypocreales; Hypocreaceae
Exons: 2
Coding region: 1-1959 (652 amino acids)
Biological process (GO): GPI anchor biosynthetic process
Cellular component (GO): endoplasmic reticulum
Source: RefSeq, a predicted model, not a curated record